This is a messenger RNA of Aspergillus homomorphus CBS 101889, 1107 nucleotides long. RefSeq lists its product as uncharacterized. The coding region runs from base 278 to 796 and encodes 172 amino acids. The record is from RefSeq and is a predicted model, not a curated record. The transcript has a single exon. Lineage: Eukaryota; Fungi; Ascomycota; Eurotiomycetes; Eurotiales; Aspergillaceae.
GGCGAGUGGAGAUACCAGUAUCCCGCGUGGAAAUACCAACCAGCCCGGAUAAACCCGGUCCGGUGCCGAGCCCGCACCCAAUCUCUGGCGCCACAGAAAUCUCCUCUCCGUCCUUCUUCAAGCCACACAUUCCACACCCCAUCCAACCCAUGCAUCCAUCUUUCCACUGCAGAGACACCAUCAACACCGCCACAAAUAUCAACCAACCAACCACUAACUGAACAAAAUCCAACCCCAAAACUCAAUCCAACCCACAAAGAACACCCCAGCCCACAAAAUGAACAUCUCCCAAAUCUCCACCACCCUUACUCCAACCCCACAAACCCACCCAACAAGCUGCCUCGCCCUCUCCAGCACCCUAACCAGCUACCUGGCACACAUCCUUCCCAACACACCAGACUUCACGCUCUCCAUCGGCAGCGGCUCGGGGCUUUUAGAGGCGUUAAUUACGCACCGCCAUCCGGACGUCGUAGUCGAAGGCGUUGAGGUCUCCGCGGAUGUGAACCGGUACCUGGAGGAGCUGGACCUGCAUGUGGUGCCGGGCACGUGGGAGGUGCAUUCUCGGGCGGCGCGCGCGCGGGCCUGGAUGUUCGUGUAUCCGCGGGAGCCGGCGCUCAUCCGGCGGUAUCUGGAGUGUUUUUCGGGGGUGCGGGUUGUUGUUUGGUUGGGGCCGGUGGUGGAUUGGGGGGAUUAUCGGGGGUGCUUUGGUGAGGGAUGGGAGGUCGAGGUUCCGCUAUCGGAGAAGGUUGGGGUUGCGGGGUUUGAGAUGGUGGUUGUUUUGAGGAAAGAGGGUUGAGGUUCUUUGGGAUAGGAGGGGAUCGAAGGGGUUUGGGAUGAGAGGGGUGGUGCAUGCAGAUGCAUGUGGUUGUGCUGUGCGGAAUGCUGGUUGAACGCGUGAGCUCUAUGCUUGGGAUGCAGGUCGGUGCUGAGGCUGUGCGCUCUGCGUACUGCUUCAUAUGCACAUCCCGGCUGUUGCAGAUGGUCCUCUGCGUUGACCGCUAGUUGCACUAUGUCAGGACUGAUUUUGGGAAGCCGCAUGCCAUGCUGCAACGGGAGCCGAUAACUUGUGGCGGAAUGAUACCAUGACUCAGCUCUUCUCGCCUCGAC